GAGAGAGAGAGAGAUUGCAUUUUUAUUUAUUUAUUUAUUUUUUAUAACUCAUGUUCUGUAAUUAUCUAGACCAUUAUAUUAAUUCACACCUAUUGAUUGGAUUUUCCAGGUGGUGUUAUUAUACGUGAGUGUCAGCAUAUUAGUACAUUUCAAGAUAAUGUGGAACAUGCCAGCAGAACAAAGAGUUCAGCUCCAGUAAAAUGUCAAGUAAACACAGAAUAGGAGCUGUGAUGUUGUGAAGGCGAGGACUCCAACCUACCAAAUCUGCAAUUAUUCUACACUUCCAACAAGCCUACCAACCAGAUGAAAAACAAAACAAAGGGGACUUCCUGCUCGCCAUCAGUCAUCACACUAGCUGAAAGAAAAUAUAAGUAAAUAAAUAAACAAAGAAGUACACACAACAUUAGGAAAACAAGAGAGAAGAAAAGGAAAGUGCAAGAAAAUUAGUUGAGCUGCUGUUGCAAAGUCUGCAGGUCAAAGUCUCAUCAUUUACAGCGGUCCCCCGUAGCUUCCUGUCCUGCCUCGAUCCCUUCCCCCGCCUCUGGCGAUCCCUUCCCCUGCACCAGCAACAUGUGUCAGGCCACACAGCACCUGCAGUGCUAGCCACACUCCCCUGCACACUGCAGCCUGCCGUGUGCCCCCACCGGGCCACCGCCACCUGCCAGCACCAGCAGUAGGCGUCCACCCCUCGUGCCCCCCACCUACCAGGCCAGGCCAGAGUCCAGGCUGCUGCCCUGCCUUACACCAACCACUUCAAACAGCUUGCCCAAGGGUCCCUGCAGGACAGGCCAUGGCGUGUGCUACUGGGAGCAGUACUGUGGUGGAGGCUGUGAGGCCGGGCAUCAGCAUGAGUGGCCAGCAGCAGCAGCAGUCUGCCUUAUGUGUGGGGAGGUGCAGGCAUGGUGGCAGUAAUCACCAGGAGGCAGGAAACUCUUGCAUCAGAGGACAAGCCAAGUUUGAGUGUCAGCUGUGUGAUAAAACUUUUAAAUAUAAAAGUUGGCUCAGGCAACACACCCUGACACACAGUGGUGUUAGGGAUUAUGAGUGUGAGGAGUGUGGCAAGAAAUUUACCGCAAAAUUUUCCCUCACCAGACACAACCUGACACACAGUGGUGUUAGUAAUCAUGAGUGUGAUGAGUGUGGGAAGAAAUUUACCCAAAAGGGUAAGCUCACCACACACAUCCUGACAAACAGUGGUGUCAAGAAUUAUGAGUGUGAAGAGUGUGGGAAGAAAUUUACCACGAAGUCUGACCUCAGCCAUCACGGCCUGACACAUUGGUGCCAGGAAUCAUGAUUGUGAAGAGUGUGGGAAAAAAAAAAAAAACUCAAGGUUAACCUCAUCAAACAACCUGACACACAGUGGUGUCAGGUAUCAUGAAUGUGAGGAGUGUGGGAAGAAAUUUAGCACAAAGUCUAAUCUCAAGACACACCCUGACACACAGUGGUGUCAGGAAUCAUGAGUGUGAAGAGUGUGGCAAAAGAUUUCCUACCAUUGCUGCUCUCAACAGACACACCUUCAGACACACUGGCUUAAGGGAGUUCAAGUGUGAUGUUUGUGGCAAGUGUUUCAAGACAAAGCCUGAAAUUACCAGUCACAUGAGGAUCCACUUUUGAGGUGGCUGUACCCUUGCCUGUUGUGGUGGUGGUGGUGUGGUGUGGUAGUAGUAAUAGUAGUAGUGGCCCCAGCACUUGUUUUGUUGGCAGUACAGGUGUGAGUUAAUAAAUGUGUCUGUAUGGUGAACCUUUGUGUAUAAUUAUCUUUAGCAUGUUUGUGUAUGCAUCAAGUUGUCAUGUGUCAUGUCUGAGCUCUGUGUAUGUAUUGUAGCAAGUCCCUCCACUCUCAUCCGUACCACUGUCUUUUGUCAAGGCUGCCACCAGAGAAAGCUGUGGCCAAGAGGAAAACAAGGACAACCCAUUACAGCUAUCUGACUCAGACUGAAGGGGCCUCAGCCACAACACAGACACAGCCACCCAGUCACACUUGCCCUGCCUGCAAAACAAGUGCUGGGGCCACUACUAUCACCAUAACCACCACCACAGGCAAGGCUUCAGCUACCUCAAGAGUGGAUCCUCACAUGCAUUGUCAUGCUUGGUCUUGAAACACUUGCCACAAACAUCACACUUUAACUCCCUCACCCAAAAAGAAACAUCAAUCAACCUUACACCCCCCCAUCCCAUGACAUCCACACCUGAGGCAGACUGCUGCUGGCCACUCAUACUGCUGCCUGGCCUCACAGCCUCCAUUGCAGCACUGCUCCCAGCAGCACAUGCCAUGGGCCAUCCUGCAGGGACCCUAGGAGAAGCCAGCUGGGGUGGUCAGUGCACCCUAGACUCUGGCCUGGUCUGUGGAGCAGGGAGGGAUGUGGGGCAGUAGAGUCACUGUCACACAAUGAAAGACAUCUACACAUCCCACCAUUCUUUAGGU
Molecule: messenger RNA, 2425 nt
Organism: Scylla paramamosain (green mud crab)
Lineage: Eukaryota; Metazoa; Arthropoda; Malacostraca; Decapoda; Portunidae
Product: putative zinc finger protein 702
Exons: 4
Coding region: 791-1294 (167 amino acids)
Biological process (GO): regulation of DNA-templated transcription
Molecular function (GO): RNA polymerase II cis-regulatory region sequence-specific DNA binding; DNA-binding transcription factor activity, RNA polymerase II-specific
Source: RefSeq, a predicted model, not a curated record